AUGGGCUACCUCGAUACCCUGGACCCGCGGCGGCGGGCCAGGGUGCUGCAGCUGGGAGGCGCCGCCGCCGCCGCCCCGCGUCGUGGUGCCGCCGCUGCCGCCACAGCUGGGCUCGCCGCAGCCGGUGCGCCGCCCGCCCAGCUGCUCAGCCCUGCCGAGGUAUCACGCCUGCGGGUGCGGGAGCGGUCGCUGGCAGAGGAGAAUGCCAGCCUGCGGAGCAACCUGCAGGCGCUGCUGGCUCGCACCAAGGCACUCGACAGAGAGUUGCAGGCCCAGCGCCACGCCUCGCAGCAGCGGGAGCAGCGCGCCGCCGAACGGCACGCCGCCGCCGCGGCGCAGCAGGAGGAGCAGCUGCAGCGGCAGCGCAGGGCGCUGCUGGACCUGGCCGCCGCCGCCGAGAGCCUGGCGCGGGAGAAUGCGGAGCAGCACGCGCGCCUGGUGGCGCUGCAGGACGAGAACGCAGCGGGCAGCCGCAGCCGCGCGCUGCAGCAGGAGCGGCUGGCCGGCCUGCAGAGCGUGUGCCUGCAGCUGGAUCAGCAGGCAGCAGGCGGCAGCAUCAGCAUCGACGGCGGCGGCACUGGCAGCGGCGGCGGCGGCCAGCAUGCGGAGCUGUUGCAGCAGCUGACCUCCACGCUGAGAGCGCUGGGCCCCGCCAACGGCGCCACGGCGGCCGGCGCCGGCAAGCUGCCACCGGCGGUGGCUGCCGGCAAGGCGGAGGCUGCGGCCAGGGGGCUUCCCACUGACCUUCGCCUGGCUCUGAGGGAAGUGGAGGCGCUGCGGCGGCAGCGGCAGGGGCUGGAGGGGCGGCUGCGGGCGGCAGAGGCGCAGGCUGCCAGGCUGCAUGCCGAGCGGCAGGAGCUGCAGCAGAGCCUGGCCCGGGAGCGGCACGCGGCGGCCGCCGCCACGGCGGAGCUGCAGCGGCAGCUCAAGGCGGCGAGGGAGCGGGUUGAGGGCAUGGCCAGGAGCUGUGGGGAGAAGGAUGGCGCGCUGGAGCAGCGGGACCGGUAUGUGGCGCAGCUGGAGCGGCGCCUGUUGCAGCGCGGCCAGCCGGCUGCCGGGCGGCGGCGCUCCUCCGGCGGCGGCGGCGGCAAUGGGAGCGGCGCCGGCUGCACAAGCGCCGCGGCAGCCUCACGCCUCGUGGCAGAGGCGCUGUCGGCAGGCUGCGGAGGGAGGGUGCCUGCGUGCGAGCAGGUGAUGCCUGAGGCGGGAUGCGCCCCACGCAGCCAGCAUGCUGCCGCCACCGCCACGCUGUCUCCCAGCUUGCUGUCGCUGGCGGCCCUCUCCCCUGAGCCUGGUUCCUCCGGGACGGACUGGCAGCGGCGGCAGCAGGCGGGACAUGCCAACCGGCGUGAGCAGCAGCAGCAGCAGCAGCAGCCGGGCCUUCCGGCAGGCUUGGAUGGCUGCCAGCAGGGUGAAGCUGAGGAGUGCAGCCCCGGAGCGGACAGCACGAUCCCGGCAGACUCGCCGCGGCGGGACCUGCUGCCGCCGCGCCGGCUGCGCUGGGCACUUGAUUUAUCUUCCCAGCUUGAGCAGCAGGAGCAGCAGGAGGAGGAGGAGGGGGAUGCUGAAGAAGAGGCGUGGUGUGACUAUCGCUUGGGGAGCCCUCCCGAAGAGUCUCCCAUGCCAGGCCGGCACAGAGGCAGCGGCUUCGGCGGCAUGAGCGGCAGGCAGCAGCACUGCAGCCAGUGUGAUGCAGGCAUCAGCAGCAACCCGCUGUUCUCCUUCCGCCCACAGCCGGCAGCAGCAGGCUCAGAGCCCGCUCCCGCGGCUUUCUUGGCAGCUGGCGGCUGUGGCGGCGGCGGGCACACCAGCUCGUUUCACAACGAGCUGUUCUGCGCUGCGCCACAUGGCGGUGCGCCGCCGCUGCAUCCAGCCAGCCAACGCGGUGCCGCCACUGUCAGUGAGGGGGAGGGUGCUGAGGAGCAGCAGCUGCCCGCCCGCAUGCCCUCGGGAGAGUUCCCCUCUGUGUCGGCACUGCUGGAGGCGCUGACGCCUGGCUCCCAGCCAGCGGCGGCAGGCCCUCUGCAGGAGCAGGCAGCUGCUGGGGCAGGGGGCCAGAUGGGCUCUGCUGCUGUGCCCGGCAGGACAGCGGAGCCGCAGCCGCUGGCAACUGCAGCCUGCCAGCCGGACGCUGGCAGCCGGCCGGACAGCGGAGCCACCGACGCGGCCGUAGAGCGGAGGCUGCAGGAGGCGGUGGCCUGCUUCUUUGCCACGUCAGCACUGAAGCAGGCGCCAGACCAGCAUCAGCAGGGGCAGCAGGCCGGCGGCGGCCCUGCCGGCAGGUGGUAG
Messenger RNA from Chlorella variabilis, 2289 nucleotides. RefSeq lists its product as hypothetical. The coding region runs from base 1 to 2289 and encodes 762 amino acids. NCBI's taxonomy places the organism in Eukaryota, Viridiplantae, Chlorophyta, Trebouxiophyceae, Chlorellales, Chlorellaceae. The record is from RefSeq and is a predicted model, not a curated record. The transcript has 7 exons.